AUUGAUCUGGUGUUAUGGUGGGAUAAGAACGAAGGGGAGUGGAAAGUCAUGGAUGAUGCUUGCCCUCACAGGCUGGCUCCUCUCUCUGAGGGGAGGAUUGAUCAGUGGGGAAGGUUGCAGUGUGUCUAUCAUGGCUGGUGUUUUGGUGGCUCUGGUGAUUGCAAGUUCAUCCCUCAAGCUCCCCGGGAUGGGCCUCCAAUUCAUACAUCCAAAAGGGCAUGUGUGGCUGUUUACCCUAGCUGUGUACAAAAUGGCAUUCUUUGGUUUUGGCCAAAUGUAGAUCCCCUCUAUAAAGACAUAUUUAUGAAGAAAAAGCCACCUUACAUCCCUGAAAUUGAUGAUCCUUCAUAUACUAAAUCAAUGAUAGCUAGAGAAAUACCAUAUGGGUACGAAGUCCUGAUUGAAAACCUUAUGGACCCAGCUCAUGUUCACUAUGCACAUUACGGCAUAAUGAGAGUUCCAAAAACGCCUAACAGUUUAAAGGCUGAUAGAGAAGGAGGCAAGCCUGUUCAAGUCAGUAUUACACAACUAGAUGUCAAUGGUGUCAAAGCAAUGCAGGCAAUUGGGUCCAACACCUUUGCACCACCUUGUUUGUAUUACGGGUAUUACCGUUUUGGGGAAAGUACAACCAGCCAGUCUUCUUCUUCUUCACCAAAGGAUACUGAGAAGAAGCUCUCAAGUGGAAAACAGAAGCAGAUUUUGUUAGUGUUCUAUUGCAUCCCUGUUAGCCCGGGUAAUAGCAGAAUAAUAUUUGUUUCACCGAGAAACUUCGCUGUCUGGGUUGAAAAAGUAGUGCCACGCUGGGUUUUUCAUGUAGGACAAAAUCUAAUUUUGGACUCAGAUUUGUAUCUUCUUCACGUGGAGGAGCAUAAGCUAAAGGAGAUUGGCCCAUAUAAUUGGCACAAAACUUGUUAUGUGCCAACGAAGGCAGAUGCUGUGAUUGUUGCCUUUCGAAGGUGGUUAAACAAGUAUGCAGGCGGGCAAGUUGAUUGGAAAACGAAGUAUAGUGGUGCCCUCCCACAAUCGCCUCCCAGGGAGCAGUUGAUGGACCGGUACUGGAGCCAUACAGUGAAAUGCUCAAGCUGCAGCUCAGCAUAUAGAAGUUUGAAUGCACUGGAGGUUGCGCUGCAGGUGCUUUCCAUUGCUUCCAUUGGAAUUGUUGCUGCAUCUAAGCAGGGGUUCAUGGCGGCUACAACGAGAAAUGCCUUGGUCGUGAUGGCAGUACUAUGCUUUCUGGCUUCAAAGUGGUUAUCUCACUUCAUUUACAAAGUUUUUCGCUUCCACGACUACGAUCAUGCUUUCCGCUGAAACCCGAGAUUGGAACUUCCUUUUCCCUCCCAAAUGGAGGUGCACUGUUUGUUAUAUCACUGGGUAGUUUGUAUAAAGCAAUAUGCAGUCGAAAUUUGUGCAUGUGUAAUUAUUACUCCCUCCGUCCCAUUGGACAUUGCCAACUUUCCCUUUUUGUUGUCCCAAAAAACUUUGCCACUUUCCUAUUAAAGCAACUAAUUUGUGGUUCUGCACAUUUUUCUCUCCCUUGCAUAAAUCUCAACCACACAGUUUUUACUAUUCUUAUUUCUUACAUACUUUGCACUUGGCAAAGUCUACUGGCACGGAGGUAGUAUAUAUUAAAGCUUUUGCAUUGUAAAAAAGUUUGUGUUAUAAUUUCAUGACUUAAUAGGGAGUGAGAAACUAAACUCGUGAAUGGUUGUGAAUACAAUUUGGAUGAACUUAAUUCCCAAACUAAAUUAAGUUGACCAUCUAAUCUCUUAUAAGUGCUACUGUGCUAGAGAAAUUAAUCCCAA
Molecule: messenger RNA, 1802 nt
Organism: Cuscuta epithymum
Lineage: Eukaryota; Viridiplantae; Streptophyta; Magnoliopsida; Solanales; Convolvulaceae
Source: the annotation of a GenBank genome assembly